This is a messenger RNA of Chlamydomonas reinhardtii, 8175 nucleotides long. RefSeq lists its product as uncharacterized. NCBI's taxonomy places the organism in Eukaryota, Viridiplantae, Chlorophyta, Chlorophyceae, Chlamydomonadales, Chlamydomonadaceae. The transcript is spliced from 37 exons. Bases 244 to 7800 code for a protein of 2518 amino acids. The record is from RefSeq and is a predicted model, not a curated record.
CCUGCGCGAAGCUGUCGCUGGGCAUAGCGGUAGCGAGCCCUCGAGCCAACAAUAGCAUUUUACUGUCACAUUUGACCCGUUUGCUGCUACUGAACUACUCCUCACUGCUCGAACAGCCGGGCAACAAUCCCUAGCGACUAGUCGACAGCCCACUUCUUCUGCCACAGCGGGCGGCUCCCUGUUGAGGCUAGCCUCAAUACCAUAGUCAUGGAGCAGUGAGCCUCGCUUGGAUAGUCAGCACAAAUGGCUGAGGGCGACUAUGAGUUCCGACCGAAGCCCACUGUGCUUGGCCGGGCGGAGCUCGAUGAGCUCACACUGCGCGUCGCCCCGUCGGCUGAGGCCGUCGCCAAGGGUUUCACACUCAACGAGGCGGAUGUGGACCGUGUCAUCCAAGCGGCCCGCGAGCUGGAGGGGGGCCAGGUGCUGGUGGACCCCAAUGCACCGCCGCAGCAGUCAGUGGACACGCUGCUGCGGGUGGUGCGGAUCCUGCAAGCGGCGCUGGACGUGCAGUUCUCAGAGAAUGAGGAGUUGACGGCGGACUUCAAUGAGCUGCAGAACAAUGAGAUUCGCAAGCUCCGCGAGGAAAACAACCGCUUGCGGGAAAUGCGCGAGCGUGAUGAGCUGGCGGGCGGCGGCGAUUUGGGCGAGCUCAAGCGGCGCAACGAGGACCUGCUGGACCAGCUGGACGAACUGGAGGAGGAGAACGCCCGGCUGCGGGAGGUGGAGAAGGAGUUUCAGGGCCGCAACCAGGAGCUGGAGGACAGCAUCAAGGAGCGCGAGAAGGACCUGCUGCGGCUGCAGACGCGGCUGGGCGACGUGCAGGAGCGCCACGACCGCCAGCGCGACGACUACAAGGAGCUGCAGCAGCGCUACCGCUCGCUGAGCCAGGAGUUCGACCGCGUGCGGGCGGAGGCGCAGCUGCAGGACACUAAGCAGCAGAGCGAGUGGAAGAUCGAGCGCCUGACAAAGGACAACCGGGCGCUGGAGGUGGCGAACACGGAGCUGCGCAAGGAGCUGCAAGACGUCAAGGGGGAGAACCUGGAGGUGUCUGAGAAGAUCGUGGAGCUGAACACGCAGUACCAGGAGCUGCUGAGCAAGAAUGUGGUGCUGGAGACGCGUGUGGAGGAGGUGGCCAACGACAAGGACAACCUGCUGUCCAUCCAGGAUGAGCUGCGCGCCGAGCUGCAGGACAAAAUGAAUCUUCUGGAUGAGUUCGAGGACCGCUUCAAGCGCCAGUACAGCUCUUGGGAGGACGAGAAAGCUGGUCUCAUGGCGCAAAUCGAGGCGCUGCGGCGCGAGCUCAAAACACGCAAGGGCGAUGGCGGUGACGGCGGUGGAUAUGGAGGCGGCCCCGGCGGCGCCAGCGCGGCUGACGUUGCGGAGCUGCGCCGUGACCUGAACGACGCCCGUGAGAAAGAGAUCCUGCUGCUGGAGGCGUACGAGCAGCUGGAGAACGACGUGAGCAAGGAGGUGGACAGGGCGCUGGCGAGGCAGGCGGAGGAGGUGGCGCGGCUGCAGCGGCGAGUGGACUUCCUGCAGGGCAAGCUGGAGCAGCAGGAUGAGGACGCGGAGGACACGCGCGACGCAAUGGCGGAGCUGGAGGGCGAGCUGCGGGACGCGGUGGAGCGCAACAAGCUGUACGAGCAGGGCGUGUACGGACUGCCGCAGUCUGUGGAGGAGAUCCGGCAGCUCAAGAGCGCGCUGGCCAAGGAGGAGCGGCGCACGCGCGACCUGAUCGUGCAGCUGAACAAGCAGGCGGCCAAGGUUGAGGACCUGUACGACGAGAACGCCAUGCUGCGGCAGCGCGCGGGGCUGGGCGAGGGCGACAAGGUGGACAUCAAGGACAUCAAGAUGCAGAAGGAGGCCACCAUCGCGCAGCUGAGGGCGCUCAACGCGCUGCUCGAGCGACAGGUCGCUGACCUGGAGGAGGAGCGGCGCAAGCUGCGCAUGGAGAUGAAGUUCCGCGCCAAGUACCACGGCCAGCACGCGCUGGAGAUGGGGCUGACCAACGAGAAGCUGCUGCUGCUGGAGCAGUACGCCGAUGACCUGAAGAACAACCGAGUGGAGGAGGCGCGCGUGGUGGAGCAGAUGCAGCAGCGGGUUGAGUUCCUGGAGGUGCGGCUGGCGGAGGUGAUGGCCUACGCCGACAUCCCGCCCAGCAUGCGGCCGGCGCUCAGCGAGUUCGACCCCACCGGCCUGGGCACCUUCCAGACCGCCAUGCAGUCGGCUAUGGCCGACGGCUACCUGGGCCCUGGCGAGGGCGCGGCGCUGAUGGGCGGCGGCGGUGGCGCGGGCUAUGGGCCCAUGCCGGCCAUCAAGGCCAAGGAGAUCGAGGCGGUGCGCAAGGUGCUGGCCGCCUGCAUGAAGCGCCUGCGCCAGAUGAGCCAGUCGCUGUUUGAGCACCGCAACGUCAAGGAUGAGGACUAUGGCCGCUACGCCGAGAACGUGGCCGCCGAGCUGUCCGACGCCGACAAGGUGCUGGUGGCGCUGCUGAAGGACCCCGCGUCGCUGGUGGGGCCGCCCGUGCAGCAGCAGCCGCCCAGCCCCGGCGGCCCUGCCUCGCCACGCAGCCCCGGUGCCAACGGCCGGCCGAUGAGCCCCGGCGCGCGGCUGGGCGGCCCGGGUGCGGUGCAGCUGGUGCCGGGCGACGCCAGCUAUUUGGCGGACGCCAUCGCGGACGAGCUGCGGGAGAAGCUGAAGGAGCUGGCGCGGGAGGUUGUGGACCUGCAGGUGGACGUGUCGAAGAAGGACGUGCGCAUCACGCAGCUGAUGGACCAGAAGGCGGAGCUAGAGAAGAAGAUCGGCAUGACUAUGGGCGACCGCAAGUCGGAGUACGUGACCAUGGCCGAGUAUGAGGACCUGCAGCUGGAGGUGACGGGGCUGAAGGACCAGCUCAUCGGCUGCCUGGAGGAGCUGGCCAGCCGCGAGAAGGAGGCGGCGGAGCUGCACGACACCAGCCUGCGCUACCACAGCAAGAUGCAGACCUUCAGCGAUCAGGUCAAGCUGCUGUACCGGGAAUAUGCAGGCGCGCAGACGGCAUGGAAGGUGGAGAAGUCCACACUGGAGAAGAAGGGCCGUAAGGCGCAGGCGGACGCGGACGCCUACAAGAUCGCCACGCGCGAGCUGCAGACGGCGCUGGACACGUUGUCCAAGAGCCGCGACAUGAGCGAGGUCGAGAAGGAGUACCUGGACACAGUGCGCCGCAUGGCCGUGGUACAGAUCAAGCAAGCCAAGCUAGCUCGUGAGCUGGAGGCCAGCGUGUCGGGCGAGAAGGCGCUGGUGGCGCGCGUGACGGAGCUUGAGGAGGAGGUGCGCGACGUCAGCAGCACCGCGCGCGGCCGCAUCCGUUGGCUGGAGCAGAGCGGCGAUCAGACCAAGCGGCGACUGGAGCAGCUGUUUAGGGAGCUGGAGGCGUCAGUGGGGCUCACGGUGUACCACUCGCUGGUGGCCAAGCACAGCCGGCUGCAGCACGAGUUCCGCAAGCUUCUGGAGGCGGCGGCGGACGCGGUGGUGGCGCCGCAGCAGGAGGAGCUGCUGCGCCUGCGCGACGAGGUGAACGAGUGGAUGGUGCGCUACGACCAGGCCGCCAACGCCGCGGCAGAGCUCAAGGCCAAGCUGCACCAGGCGGAGUUGCUCAUUCAGGCGAACCCGCCGCCCGCCUCCGACACGGCACCCGCCAAGGACGCCGACGGCAAGGCGCAGGCAGUCGCCGCCAAGCCGCCGUCGCGGCAGACCUCCGCGGGCCUGGGCGGCAUGGGCGGCUACGGCAGCCAGCUUCCCGGCAGCGGGCCGCAGCAGCCGGCGUCCAUUGACCCGGUGCUGGGCCAGGAGCUGGCGUCGGCGCGGGUGCAGGAGGAGGCGGCGUUGCGGCGGGCGGAGCUGGUGGAGCGUGAGCGCGACCGCGCACAGAAGAGCCUGGCGGACAUGCAUGAGCACGGCAAAGAGCUGGAGCAGCGGCUGGCGCAGAACGCGGCGGAGCUGGAGCUGGCGCGGCAGACGGCGACCGCGCUGGAGCGGCGGCUGGUGGGCGCCAAGACCAAGGGCGAGGUGGACGAGAUGACGCGGCGGCUGCACGAGGCGGAGAAGGCGGCGGCAGACGUGCAGCGCAACCAUGCCGACCUGGUGUUCAAAGCCGAGGAGGCGGAGCGGCGUGCCGAGGCCGCCGGCCGCGACCGGCUUCGCUUCCUGGCCGAGAUCACCAACCUCAAGGCGGCGCUGCGUGACAUGAGCGGCAAGAGCGACAAGGCCGCGCUCAUCGGCAAACUGCACCUGGAGCUGGACCACUCCAGGGCCAAGGAGUCGCUGGCUCGCAACGCACUCAACCGCUCUGAGCUCAUCCGCAUCGAGCUGGAGAAGGAGGUGCGGCGGCAGAAGCAGGAGGUGGCGAACCUGACCGGCCGCAUGACCGCACACCAGGACCAGGCGGCCUGGUCGGACCGGCAGCGGCACGAGGCGCAGGCGCAGCUGACCAUCUGCCUGUCGGGCCGCACGGAGGCAUGGAAGGCGCGGCUGUGGGCUCGCAAAAUUGACACGCUCAAGAUCCGCAACGACGCGCUGGCGGACGGGCUGGAGCUGGCCAGGCGGCGCAUCCUCAAGACCGAGGACGCCCGGCAGGAGGCGGAGCUGAAGCUGGAUCACGUGGAGCAGGUGGCCGGCUACGGCGGCCGCGGCCCCAACGAGCUGGCGCGCGAGGCGGCGCGGCUGAGCGACCAGCUGCUGCAGCUGCGGCUGGAGAAGGGCCGGAUGUCGCGGGAGGACAUGCUGCUCAAGGAGAAGAUCCACUACACGGAGCGCGUCAACGCCGAGCUGCACGACCUGCUGGACAAGUACGAGGCAGAGUACUUCCAGUCGCAGAGCCAGCUGGAGGCGGACCGCUCCGCCGCCGAGGCUCGCGCCGUGUCGCUGCAGAGCGAGGUGGUCAAGCUGCAGGAGCGCAUCAACGCGCUGCUGGCGGCGCGCGAGCUGGGCGACAACGUGCGGGCCUCCGCCGCCGAGGGCGAGGGCGGCGGCGUCAAGAACCUGGACUGGCGCGGCACCAUGGCCGACCGCGACCGCAUCAUCGCGCUGAUCGAGCAGCUCAAGGUGGCGCGCGAGGAGGCGGAGCACCUGCGCACCGACCGCGCCCGCCUGCAGGCCGACUUUGACGGCACCAUGACCGAGCUGGAGGACGUGCGGCGCCACCACCGCGACGCCCUGGACCGCCUGGCGCAGCAGAGCGAAGCGCUGCUGUACGCCCUCAACCAGUUCAAGACCAAGGGCGCGGACGCCACAGUAUUUGACCAGAUGAAGGCGGUGGCGGAGGCGACGAUCAACGAGCUCAAGGCGCGGCUGAAGGACCGCGACCGGCUGGUGAACGCGCUGCGCGCGCAGCUGGACGAGGAGGCGGCGCAGGCGCUGGCACGGCACCAGGAGGACCGCGCGGAGAUCGAGCGGCUCAACCAGAAGCUGUUUGAGCGCAACGACGCCUCCAUCCAGGACCUCAAGUCGGUGCUGGACCGGCUUCCGCUCAAGCAGGCGGGUCAGCAGGUGCCUGAGGAGCAGCUGCGGCUGCGUGACGCGCUGGAGCGGGCGCAGGACAUGAUCACGGUGCUCAAGAACCGGCUGGACCAGAAGGACGCGGCCAUUGACGUGCUCAAGCUCAAUUACGAGCAGCAGAUCAAGGCGCUGCAGGACGAGAUGCUGCGUGUGCGGGCGGAGGCGGAGGCGCGCGUGGUGGCUCGGGACGAGGGCCCCACCAAGGCUCAGCUGCAGAAGCUGGCGACGCAGGUCAAGAUGAAGGACGAGAUGCUACGGCAGCUGAAGUCCGCCAUCAAGGCGCUGGAAGCCAAGCUGACACAGGUCAUGAAGGAGCACGCCGACGAGAAGAUGCAAGCCGCCAGCUGGCAGGCCCAGGAGCGGAUGCAGGCGGAGGUCGAGCGGCUGACGGACGAGCGCGACAGCCUGGCUCGGCGGCUGGCGCUGGCGGAGGACAACGUGGCGGCAGCGGCGGGCGCAGACAGGGCGGUGGAGGACCAACUGGAGGGGCUGCGCAGGCGCAUCCAGGAGGAGGUGGAGAAGCGCAGCAAGGUGGAGAAGCAGCUCAAUGCCGCCCGAGACGAGCUGCAGAAGUUCAAAAACGCCAAGGAGGCGGUGGUGGACCUGACCACGGGCAUGUCCAUUGAGGCCAAGCGGCAGAUCGAGGACCUGCAGAAGAAGAUCAACGUGCUGGAGAAGAACAACGCCGCACUCAAGCGCAAGGCGCAGGCGGAGGACGCCGUCGGAGGCGCCAGCGGCGGCGGCGGCGGCGGGCCUGGCGGCGGCGGCGGGGGGCCUGGCGGCGAUGACCUGGACGGGCCUGGCGGCGGCCGCCGUCCCACGGCCAGGUCCACGGCCACGCGGCGCACGGCCCCAGCCACCGGCCGGCGCGACCUGGACACGGGCGGCCGCGACGACGGCGAGGGCGGCGCGCACGAGCACGACCCGGAGGCGGAGGAGCGCCGCGAGCGGGCCCUGAUCCAGUGGGAGGAGGGCAAGAAGCUCAACGGCAAGAUUGACGCCCUCAAGCGGCAGCUGGCUUCCAAGACCAACGAGGUGGUGGCGCUGCAGAAGGAGCUGGAGCGGCGGGCCACGCAGGUGGGGCAGGUGCAGGCGGAGGCGGAGCGCCAGGCGGCGGCCAUACGCGACCUCACGGACAAGCUGCGCAAGGCGCAGGAUGCGCCGCGCAACGACAAAGCAAAGCUGGACGCCGCACUGGAGCGCUGUGCCGCGGCGGAGGAGGCGCGCGAGGCACUCACAGCCGAGGUGGCCCGCCUGCGCACCGCCGCCGCCGGCUCCGCCGCCGCCUCCCAGCCGCCGCCCUCGCCCGGCGGCGCGCAGCUGCGGCGCGAGGAGGACGUGACCGAGCUGCGGCUGCAACGCGACCAGCUGCAGCUGCAGGUGCGGCGCCUCAAGGACCGGCUGGCAGAGGUUGGGGCGGCGCCGGAGGGCGCCGCCGGGCGGCGGGCCGGCUCCGCCGGCCCGCGCGCCGGCGCAGCCGGCGCCGGCAUGACUGCCGCGCGCGAGGCUGAGCUGCUGUCUGUGAUCACGAACCUGAAGACGGCGCUGGAGAAGGCGACGUCCAACACCACGCCCACCACCAAGUACAUGGCGGAGGUGGGCCGGCGCAAGGAGGCGCAGCGCGAGGCGGAGGCGCUGCGGGGCGAGCUGGAGCGCGCCAAGGCGGGCCUGGCCGCCAGCAGUCGCAUGGUGGCGGAGCUGCAGGCAGCCAACGCCGAGCUGCGCAAGCAGGUGCGGAACGCCCAGACGGCGGCCGCGUCGGCAUCGGCGGCUGCCCCCGGCCCGGGUAUUGCGGAGCUGGGUGUGCAGCUGGGCAACCUGGAGAUGCUGCUGGGCCAGCGGGAGGAGGAGCUGGCAGCGCUGAGGGGCGCGCUGGCGGCGCGGGACUCAGAACUGGAGGCGCUGCGCGGGCCAGGCGGUGCUGGCGGCGCGGUUGGUGGCGGCGCAGGCGGCGCGGAAGCAGCAUCCCUGCGGCGGCAGCUGCGCGAGCUGGAGGCGGAGAACGAGGACCUGCGCAACGAACUCAACGCCUUCGACCCGUCCUUCUGGGAUGAGGUCAUGGAAAUGAAGCGCCAGCACGCCGAGCUCAGCAAGCAGGUGGCCGAGUAUGAGGACACCAUCACGGAGCUGAGCGACAGGCUGGGCGUGGCGCCGAGGCUGGCGCCACGCGGCGGCGGCGCGGGAGGCGGCGGCGCGGGGAGCGGGCGGCGCGGAGGGCUGGCGGAUGGCGCGGGGCCGUCAGGGCAGCGCCGGGGCGGGCGGUGAGGGGAAACGGUCAGGACGCGGUCAGGUGGUAGGGAGGGCUAUGGAGGUAGAGGGUGGGAGCAUGCCGCAUGAUUCGGGGUGCGGUGCUGGGCGGGGUAAUGAGGAUGUAACAGUAACGUGCUGCCGCCGUGAUUCUAUGCCCAGCUCCUGACCAAGGGAUGCGCCAGCCGCCGAGCAAGCCCGGCCAGGAAGUGUUGUUCACAAGUAUGUUUGCAAAAGCGUGUAAACGCCGCAAGGUACCUGCGUAUCAGCGCUGUAAGGUUCCUGAGCAUGUGCUGCCACUGGCCUGCGCCAAUGGCGGGUACAGCCCAGUCGCAAGGGGAAUGUACGGUACACGCGGCAGCAGUGCGGUUUGCCGACGAUGCCGCACAAGUA